AUGGAUGAUGUAGCCACUCCAAACAUAGACCCUCAAGAGAUACCACGAGGUGAAAAGAUGAGUAAAUCUGAUGAUAAGAUUGCUUUGCCAAAAAGAAUCUCCGAACCUGGUACAAAUGGAGGCGUAUUGGAUAGAAUUAAUAAGCGCUCCAACCUGAAGUUGGUUGGUACAGUUGAAAACGUUUUGGGCAGAGAAUUAAAGAAGCUUGAAGAUUCAUUCUUGGCUCCGGUAAUUAAGAUGGGAAGGAGGCAGAAGCAUAUGGUGUUUUCAAGGCAUUUGAUUCAUCACUUACUCUUAAGAAGAAUUGAUAUAGGCAAGAAGGGUUUGUGGUUUUCUUUUGGAGAACAACUAAUGAGAUUUUCUCUAAGAGAAUUCCACUUGGCAACGGGUCUGCCUUGUGUUGUUGACAAAGAUGAAGAGGAAGUGGAGACUUCAGCAACAAAAAACAAGAAAAAAGACCCAUGGAUGAAGAAGAAUCAAACUUUAAACACCUUGCUUAAUCUACUUGUGAAAAAGAGUACAGAGCUUACUGCUGAUCAGAGAUUAAGGUUGGGAGCUACAAUCCUUGUGGAAGGGAUAUUAAUGGCAAGCAAUCCAGUGACAAGUAUACCAGAAGAGCGUCUGCUUAGAGCUAGAAAUUUCAAAGAGUUUUGCAAGUAUCCCUGGGGGAAUUUGGCCUUUGAUUAUUUACGAAAAGAAGUGGAGAGCUUUACCUAUACAAAGUUGACGGAGAAAGAUCAAUAUGCGAUUUGUGGCUUUAUAUAUCCACUUCAGCUAUGGGCGUUAUCUUCUGUGAAUCAACUAGGAACGUUCUUUGGUAUUAGGAAUGAUGAAAAUCAGUUUCCCUUGUGCUUGCAUUGGAUAGAAACCAAAUCGCUUACUAUUGAAGAGGUUAACAGAUUCGACAAAAUGGAGAAGGUAACCUUUUAUAAUGUUUUAUAAAACUGUUUUAAUCUUUGCAUUCUUCUUUUAUCGAUUGUUUGAUCAUAU
This is a messenger RNA of Brassica napus (rape), 990 nucleotides long. RefSeq lists its product as uncharacterized. The transcript has 2 exons. Bases 1 to 942 code for a protein of 313 amino acids. The record is from RefSeq and is a predicted model, not a curated record. NCBI's taxonomy places the organism in Eukaryota, Viridiplantae, Streptophyta, Magnoliopsida, Brassicales, Brassicaceae.